AUGUCCCUCCCCUCCCUCCUCCAACCACCCCUAAAAUCAACCCUCUCCGACCCUCUUCCAACCGAAUGCCACUUCUACCCCUCCCUUCCCGCCGACGAGCCCCCGGAAGCUUUGAUCUAUUUCAUCCCCGGGAACCCAGGUUUCGUGAGUUACUACACCGACUUCUUCGAUGAGGCGUGGGAGAGAAUGGGAAAGAGAGUCGCUAUUUUGGGGGUGUCGCAUGCUGGGUUUCCGCCUGCGCUGCCGCUGGGGGAGCCAUUGGAUGUGAGGGGGCAGGUUGCGCAUAAGGUUAGGAUAUUGGACCGGGUUCUGGAGGAAAUGGAUAUGAAGAACAAGGGAGGGAAGAGAACAAAGAUUGUGUUGGUGGGGCAUAGUGUUGGGAGUUUCAUCGCAUGCGAAGUCCUGAAAGAACGACCCGACAUCGUCGACGCAGCGAUCCUCCUCUUCCCGACCCUAUCGCACAUCGCACUCUCCCCGCAAGGUAAAAUCCUCACCCGAUGCCUUUCAAUCCCCGGUUUCGCACGCGGAAUCUCAUACCUCCCAGCUAUCCUCCGCACCCUCCUCCCCUCGCCCAUUCUCAACACACUCGUCAAAUCAGUAACCGGGUUACCGGAAGCUGGGUUGAGAACAACUGUUGACGAACUCCUCAACUCCUCCUCCGUCUACUCGGCCCUAAGCCUUGCCGCCUCCGAACUCCUUCUCAUCCGCGACCUUGAUCCGAACUUCUUCGCUACACACGCAUCGAAAUUGAUAUGUUACUACGCAGCCACAGAUGCAUGGGUCGCCGAGUGGGCGAGGGAGGAGGUUCGAAGUAUGGGUGAAGAGAAGGGACUGAAGUUUUAUUUGUGUGCGGAGGGGGUGCCGCAUGCGUUUUGUUUGAGGCAUGGGAGGCUUAUGGGGGAGAAGGUUGCGGGGUGGGUGCAGGAGCUGAUUAGAGCUGAUGAGCUGAAAAACUGA
Messenger RNA from Saitoella complicata NRRL Y-17804, 957 nucleotides. Its product is annotated as alpha/beta-hydrolase. The record is from RefSeq and is a predicted model, not a curated record. Bases 1 to 957 code for a protein of 318 amino acids. The transcript is spliced from 2 exons. Gene Ontology annotation, cellular component: lipid droplet. Gene Ontology annotation, biological process: lipid storage. Gene Ontology annotation, molecular function: lipase activity. NCBI's taxonomy places the organism in Eukaryota, Fungi, Ascomycota, Saitoellomycetes, Saitoellales, Saitoellaceae.